Molecule: messenger RNA, 1968 nt
Organism: Paraglomus brasilianum
Lineage: Eukaryota; Fungi; Glomeromycota; Glomeromycetes; Paraglomerales; Paraglomeraceae
Source: the annotation of a GenBank genome assembly
AUGUUCUAUUCGGAGGCUAUAUUAUCUAAAAAGGGCCCAUUAGCCAAAGUAUGGCUAGCCGCACACUGGGAACGCAAGUUGAGUAAAACACAAUUCUUACAAACUAAUAUACAGAACUCUGUUGGGGCAAUCCUGGGCGGUGACCAACCACCAAUGGCUUUACGGUUAUCAGGCCAAUUACUACUUGGGGUGGUCCGUAUAUAUUCACGCAAAGCCAGAUAUUUACUAGAAGACUGUAAUGAGGCAUUGGUGAAGAUCAAACUGGCAUUCACACCAGGUGUAGUGGAUAUGCCUGAAGAGUCAACUGUCGCCAAUUUCCAUGCCAUCACAUUGCCGGAUAACAUCACGGAAUACGAUAUUCUUUUACCCGAACCCGGAUUUAAUCUCGCAGCAUGGGAUGACCAGACACAGACACUUCUUGUGUCAUCCCACCAACCAUCUAAUACUUCCCGCCCACAAGACAUUACCAUCCGCGACUCAUUCGACAUGUCACUCGAUAUCACCGUUGGUGAUGACCUGCUCGGUGAUGCGUUUGACGAAGACGGUGGCCUAAACUUGGUUUUGAAUUUCGAAGACGAGCUCGACCCUCGAAUAGCUCAAGGAUCGGGUAGCAGUCAUGGUUCACCACGCGCUAUAGACGUCGAAGUCGCUCGACGAGAUGCUGCACAAGGGACGGAGAUGGCAAUAGAAGAUAUCAUCGGUCUACAUGAUAUGGACAUCGAUAAAAAUUUAUUAGAAGAUACCAAUUUGAAUCUUGAUGGAGAGAUUAAUCGUGGGUUAAGUGAAUUGGACAGAGAAGGUGAAGGAGGAGUAGUAGAGGGUCAAGAGGGAAAUAUUGAACAGCAAUUAUCAGAGCAAAGAUCGGGAAAUGAAAUGGAUAUAGAAGGUGUAGAUGUCAACGUCUUGAUAGGUGAUUACGAUCACGAACUGCAAAUGAGCGAUGAACUCCGUCAUUUGAGAUUGGAAGAUGGCGCCAGAAACCUGGAUGAUCCGGAAGCACCAGUGUUCGCUCCUGACGCUUCUCCGCGUAAUAAUGAAGAAGAACAAUUUCAAUUCCAAUCUCCGGAAGCAGAGCCUCAGCAACCUGUCACAUCUUCAAACCGAAGGAAGAGAAAGAUCCUCGAUGAGAUUACCGAACUAUCCAAUAAGCAUAUAGCAGCACAAGUUAAAGAUACUUCUGAUAUUGUAACCAAGCCUUCAUUUCUCCCAUCAUCCCGUAAACUUUUACGCUUGAGCGAAAUCCGCAAUCUCGGAGUAUUUUAUUUCUUCGAUUUAACAGCCCCGGCCAACAUUCUUCCCGAGCUGCACCGUCUAUUCUCUCGGAAACGCAUACGAACCCAACCCCCUGAACCAAUGCUCCCCACCGAUAGUAUUCAAACCGAGAAUGAUACUCCAGUUGUUGAAACGCCUGCGGAAAAUGGUAUUUCAACAGCCAGUGUAGAGGAGGGACCUGGACAGGUCGAAGGCGGUCAACAGCGAGACCAAGCUCUUGGUAAUGAUUUGAUGUCUCCAGACUAUGCACAAGACUUUUUUGACGAUAAUAUGGAUUCUCCACCCCAAGUUCCCGGUAAUGAUAAUUCGAAUAUAUCACCCGAACAUAUGGCUGAUGAUGAAGGUUCUCCUCAAGGCCUAACUAUAUUCGAUCAAGACGAUUCACAAGACCAGCAGACAGGCAGCGAGGUGACAUUUAGCAAGAACACAAUCAAAGCUAUGCGAUUAUUACAGCGGGAAUUUGAGAGAACAUCAAAUGAGGGUGGAAGCCGAAGGUUGAGGGAAAAGACGCCCAUCAGUUAUGAAACCGUUGCUGGAAAGGCUAAGAGACAAGAUGCUGUAAAGCUGUUCUUUGAGCUGUUGGUGUUGAAGACAAAAGAUGUGAUUGAUGUACAACAGAAGAAAUCCUAUGGCGAUAUUGAUAUCCGACCAAAGGCCAAAAUGUUCGACACGCUUGCGGCAUCAGCUGUACGUUAA